Messenger RNA from Mobula hypostoma (lesser devil ray), 2397 nucleotides. Its product is annotated as meiosis-specific coiled-coil domain-containing protein MEIOC-like. Gene Ontology annotation, cellular component: nucleus; cytoplasm. Gene Ontology annotation, biological process: female meiosis I; mRNA stabilization; male meiosis I. NCBI's taxonomy places the organism in Eukaryota, Metazoa, Chordata, Chondrichthyes, Myliobatiformes, Myliobatidae. The record is from RefSeq and is a predicted model, not a curated record. The coding region runs from base 1 to 2397 and encodes 798 amino acids. The transcript is spliced from 10 exons.
AUGUCCAGUGCACAAACAUUGGAGCUCACGGAUUCCCUGUCGCUGAUCCUCCUUUGCUCGUCGUUGACCCCUGGGCUCCCGCCCCGAGCCCAGGCCCAGCAGCCCAGAACAGUUUGGAAAAGUGUGAAUCAUUUCUGCAAUGGUAUUGAUGCUAACAGCAGAUCAUCAGAUGUAUUUGGUGAUGCUUUGGUCAAUUGUAAUUCAUUCUUCAGUCCUUAUAAAGUACAGGUACCUCAAUAUGAAGAAAAUAUUGAUUGGCAUCAGUCCUACACUACAUCGGUGUCAACCACUCCUGAUUCUUCAUUGUUUUAUGUUCCUUGGUCAACAUCUGGAGACGACUAUCAGCACUCUGCUGGAUCACAGAGUAAUCCUAACCAGUCACAGGAUGAAAUGAAUGAGUUUGGGAGUGCUGCAGACCUGUAUAAACUUGUUUCUGACAUUCUGGAAGAACCUGAUGAGCCACAGUCGUUAUUUGUUGAAGGAAAUGCAUCUUCUCACUUGUUAAGAUCAAGAAUGUCUUCCACAACUAGCAGAUUUACAGAACAUCUUGAUUACUCGUCUGAGUCUGACAAGCCUGUAGAUGCAUCAUAUGCACUACCUGUCUUUAAUGUAAACGAAUUCAUAGAAACUUCUGACAGACAGCAGUAUCAGCAGGAUAAUCAUUUAGUCCCUCAGCGAAAUAUAAACAUGGAAGAUGUUUUACGAUUUGAUGGCUUGGCUCUCACAGAGUUAUGGCCGUUGCCUUCAAAAAAAGACACUCCAGAUCGCAAACCCUUUCAGCUCACCGAUACCACUAAGCUGAACUUUCAAGAGUUCCCUUAUGUGAAGAAUUAUACUAAACUUCAAGUUGGAUUACCAGUUAGAGAACCAGGAACAGAGAUGUACAUAAGCGACUUUGAGACGACCUUUGAAAAGCAACGUUCUAACUAUGAUCACUUUUCACAGCAGUCUGAAUAUGUUCGGCCAUUAAAUGCAUUACCAGUAUCUGUAUAUUCUGGAGAGUCUUACCAAGAAGGGCAAUCCUGGACAAACUUGGCUACUUCUACAAACGUUUGUAGUUCGGAAACUAAUACUGCUGCUUUAUUUGGGAAGCCAGAUAGUUCAGCAGACCUUGAGAAUCAGACAUCUGUCUCUAAACCAUCUAUUCACCCUUACUACCUACCUUCUCAUCAGUUUUCCAUGCCUUUUCCUCAAAAUAAUGCUUAUUUCCAGAGGUCUACAGGGAUUUAUAAUCAGGAUAACUACACCAAGGUGCCCAGUACUCAAUUCAUCUAUAAUAUAGAAAGGGCUGAGCCAGGUACACACAUUGAAGGACAAAACAAAGCUAGUGGAGAAAUGUAUUUUGAGUCACCCAUUGAGAAAAUUUGUCAAAAUGGAAAGCAAGCAAAUGAAAAUUCAUCUCAGCAAUAUUUUGCAAAUAAAUAUCCCAGCUAUCAAACUAAACAGCAAAGUUGCCAUGAUUUGAAUGAGGACAUGGAAAAAAAUGAUGAAUUUUCACAAAAUAUGUACAGAGAAUUUCUAACUGCUCAGUCUUAUUAUAAUAAUCACAACUCUCAACAAGGAGCUCAAGACACCAACGAUGUAGCAAAUUAUAUAACUCGUUCUUCAGCUGAUUUUUCAAGUCCCUUUAUGAUGGGUGACUUCAGGCAGAACCAUAUUUCCCAACGUGGUCUACUUGGUGUUGCUUCAGGAAGUAAUCUUCAGUUUGAUCACCCUGCAGUUUCAUUAAUGGAUCGCACUGAGUUAAUUUCUUAUGAAGAGCUUAGUUAUCCCGAUCCUUAUCACACUAAUAUGUUUUAUGGAGACGUCCCCGUUUAUGGAUUUGUACCACCUUGUGGAUUUCCAAGACCUAUGAAAAAUCGUAGCAACUUAGCCAAUGAACUUCAUUUUGGAUUAGAAGAGGGUUAUGAACAAUGGAGGUCUUUGGAAAAAGAACGAAGAAAGACUGAAGCAGCACUUGCCCGGAGCCACCCAGGAAAGAGAGUGACCAGUACAAAUAACACACCUAUUCCCAGGCUUCCUUCAAACCCUUCCCGGGUUGACCGUUUGAUUGUUGAUCAACUACGUGAGCAAGCAAGAGUUGUGGCAUUGCUCAGCAAAAUGGAACGCGUCCGCAGUUCUCCUUUUCAUGCGAAUAUUUCUACAGCUAUUGCCAGAUAUCAAAAGGCUAUUCAUAUUGCCCAAGCUCGUAGGAAGGAAGAAAUAGUGAAUCAACAAAGGCAGGGAGCAUCAAGGUAUCAGGAUGAUCAAGACAUUUUUUCUUUGGCCAUUGCAAUCAAAGAAAUGGCUAUAGCUACACGGAGAGCAAGGACUGCUUUAUGGUGUGCCUUCCAGAUGACUUUACCAAAACAGCGAAAUGCCAAACCAAAUCGCCGAAGUGAACAUGACAGAGAAUGA